UCCGCGCUGGGAUCUUCAGCUCCGCUCUGGGACAAGCCAACUCCGCGCUGGUGCCACAGCCCAGCAAUGAAGAUGGCAACUGAAUCCACUGGUUUAAAGGAAGUUAAAAAGCUGUUAAAACCCUUGGUGGAGAAGCGGAGGCGAGAUCGAAUGAACCGCAGCUUGGAUCAGCUCAAAACUUUUCUAUUGAAACACACCCAUAACGAGACUUUCCGGAAUGGUAAAAUGGAGAAGGCUGAAAUCUUAGAAAUGACAGUCCAGUAUCUGAAGACAGCGACACUCCCAAAUUUCCAGGGGCACGGCUCGGGGAUCCCGCGGCUCAACUACCAGGCCGGGUUUCAGGAGUGCCUCUUGCAGGUGACUACCUUUGUCCAGAGCUGUGCUUCCAUCAACGCGCAGGCCAAGAGCAGCCUGAUGGAGCGGCUGGCUGACUUUGUGGACCAACCAAGGGCGGAGAGCCAGAGCGGCCAGCAGGUCAACUGUGGGAGCGCUCGGAGAGCGGCUGCGGGGGCGUGCGACACAUGGCCCGGGCACACCUCCACCUUGAGGCCGCUGGCCGUAGUACCGGGGGUCGCUAUUAAUCGCCAAACACAGCAAAGUUCGCGCCUCCUGGCAAGCCAAGGCACCCCAUUACAGCAGGCACAGAACCCGGUCAGUGCCCAAACUGGGAACCACGAACUCGUUCGGCAGGGUUGCGCACACUUUGGGGAAUUCCCCCAGAAAGUGAUGGGCUGGCAAGGCCCCGUCUGUGAACAACAGAGUUCCAGCAAAGUGACUGUACCACACAGCGUUUGGAGACCCUGGCCUUAA
This is a messenger RNA of Hypanus sabinus (Atlantic stingray), 810 nucleotides long. Its product is annotated as transcription factor HES-7.1-like. Gene Ontology annotation, biological process: regulation of neurogenesis; anterior/posterior pattern specification; regulation of transcription by RNA polymerase II. NCBI's taxonomy places the organism in Eukaryota, Metazoa, Chordata, Chondrichthyes, Myliobatiformes, Dasyatidae. The record is from RefSeq and is a predicted model, not a curated record. Gene Ontology annotation, cellular component: nucleus. Bases 67 to 810 code for a protein of 247 amino acids. The transcript has 4 exons. Gene Ontology annotation, molecular function: RNA polymerase II cis-regulatory region sequence-specific DNA binding; protein dimerization activity; DNA-binding transcription factor activity, RNA polymerase II-specific.